CUGAUCGUCGACGAAGGGGGAGAAUAUUGUCGAUGCACACGUCUCCAGUUAACUAGCCACCCAAGACUGAGCUAACUAGGUAGCAAACAAACUUGUUUUGAACAUCAGACGUAAUGGGGGAACAACCGUUAAGGAUCCUCGCAUGUGGUGACGUAGAAGGAAGAAUAAACGCCGUGUUUAAUCGCGUGCGCACUAUCCAAAAGAAGAGCGGGCAGUUUGAUUUGCUGCUUUGUGUUGGAGAUUUCUUUGGCUCGUCUCCAGAGGCUCAAGUUGAAUGGCAAGAGUACAAGUCUGGCGCAAAGAAAGCUCCCAUCCACACCUACAUCCUGGGGGCUGCCAGCCAAGAGACUCUCCGUUUUUUCCCCAGUGCUGAUGGCUGUGAGCUGGCUGACAACAUCACCUACCUGGGUCGUCGUGGUGUGUUUACAGGGGCAUCAGGCUUGCAGAUCGCAUAUGUCAGUGGCCGUGAGGGACACCAGGACCCCGCGCCAGCACACUGUUUCUCCCCUAAAGACCUGACACAGCUGGUGGAGCCGCUGCAUAGCAACAACAAGUUCAGAGGAGUCGACAUCCUGCUGACAUCAGAGUGGCCCCGCGGAGUCUGGCAGUACGCCAACAGCCCUGAAGUCAACACUAAGUUCUGUGGUACAAACUCCAUCGCCCACCUGGCUAACAAGCUGAAACCGCGUUACCACUUUGCUGCUAUAGAGGGUGUGUACUAUGAGAGGCUGCCCUACAGGAACCAUGUGGUUCUUCAGGAGAACACACAGCAUGUCAGUAGAUUCAUCGCCCUGGCAACCGUCAACAACUCAGAGAAAAGAAAGUACCUGUAUGCCUUUAACAUCGUCCCGAUGAAGAGUAUGGAAAUAUCAGAGUUGAUCAAACAGCCUCAGGAUGUCACUGAAAACCCAUACCGGAGGAUGGCCCGGGAAAAGCCUGGGCCUGGCCCACCUGACCCGGAGACGGCAUCGCAGUUCUUCUUUGACCUCGGCAGUAAGCAGCAUGGAGGGGGGUGUGGCCAAGGAGGGCGUGGCAGGAAGAGGCCCUCAGAUGGAGAAUUUGACAGGCAGCGUCAAGGACAACCUUGGGAUUCAGAAAAGCCCAAACAACCCCGCAGGCCCGCUCAGCCCAGCGGUCCGUGUUGGUUCUGUCUGGCCAGUCCUCAGGUUGAGAAACACCUGGUCAUCAGCAUUGGCACACAUUGCUACAUGGCCUUAGCCAAGGGCAGUCUGACCCCCCAGCAUGUCCUGGUUCUACCUAUUGGUCACUACCAGUCUGUGGUUGAGCUCAGUUCUGAUGUGGUUGAAGAACUGGACAGAUACAAGAAGGCUGUCAGAACCUUCUAUAAGAGUAAAGGACAGCGCUGUGUUCUGUUUGAGAGGAAUUACCGCAGCCAACAUCUACAGCUACAGGUGGUCCCGGUACCAGAGAACAAGUGUACAUCUGAAGACAUUAAAGAAGCCUUCAUGGUUCAUGCCCAGGAACAGAACAUGGAGCUGAUGGAGAUCCCACAACACACCGACCUGAAACAGAUUGCUCCUCCAGGCACACCGUACUUCUAUGUAGAGCUGGACUCUGGAGAAAAACUCUUCUACCGUAUUCAGAAAAACUUCCCUCUGCAGUUUGGCAGGGAGGUGUUGGCCAGUGAGGCGUUGCUGAACAUUCCUGAGAGGGCCGACUGGAGGGAGUGUAAACAGAGCCGCGAGGAGGAGGACAGUCUGAGUAAACAACUAAGAGACGACUUCCAACCAUACGACUUUGCCUUGGAAGACUAAACACACCCACUAAACACACAACCACCCAGGUGAUGCUGCCAGCUAUGGGGGCUAUGAGACUCCUGUUUUAACUUCAAAACAGUAAUCUGACAUUCAAUACAGAUUAUAAAAUGUUAAGGCGUUUCGAUGUUGUUUUCUUUUUUUACCAAGUCCCUGAUUAAAAUCCUUUUAUUGUGUUUGUA
Messenger RNA from Esox lucius (northern pike), 1957 nucleotides. RefSeq names its product CWF19 like cell cycle control factor 1 (gene cwf19l1). Gene Ontology annotation, biological process: mRNA splicing, via spliceosome. Lineage: Eukaryota; Metazoa; Chordata; Actinopteri; Esociformes; Esocidae. Gene Ontology annotation, cellular component: post-mRNA release spliceosomal complex. Gene Ontology annotation, molecular function: RNA lariat debranching enzyme activator activity. Bases 114 to 1775 code for a protein of 553 amino acids. The record is from RefSeq and is a predicted model, not a curated record. The transcript has 14 exons.